UGGCGUUAACUUUCAGCUCGCACCCGAGACAGCGGACGUCGCACAUCAACCAUGGUGAACCUUGGAGACGUAUUCCCCAACUUUGACGCAAAAACCACUCAUGGAGACUUCAAAUUCCAUGACUGGAUUGGUGACUCGUGGGCAAUCUUGUUCUCCCAUCCAGCUGACUACACCCCUGUUUGUACCACUGAGUUAGGGCGUGUCACCAAGCUGGUCCCAGAAUUCAACAAGCGUGGUGUCAAGUUGAUUGCACUGUCCUGUGACAAUGUGGAGAGCCACAAAGGCUGGAUUGAGGAUAUUAAGAGCUACAUGAAGGACCAAGGGGAUUUCCCUUAUCCCAUUAUCUCUGACUCUGACCGCUCCCUGGCUGUAUCCCUGGGGAUGGUUGACCCUGCUGAGAAGGAUGCCGCUGGUUUGCCUCUAACAUGCAGAGCUGUGUUCAUCAUUGGCCCAGACAAGAAGCUGAAGUUGUCUAUGUUGUAUCCUGCCACCACAGGGAGGAAUUUUACUGAAAUCCUGAGAGUGGUGGACUCUCUCCAGCUCACUGUCAACCAAAAAGUAGCAACGCCAGCAGACUGGGUGAAUGGGGGUGACUGCAUGGUACUUCCCACUAUCAAAGAAGACGAAGCUGCCAAGCUUUUUCCAAACCACAAAACAAUUCCUGUGCCUUCCAAAAAGCCAUAUCUCCGAAUUACCCCACAGCCCAAGUAAAAUAAACAACAGCCUUGGAUAAAUCAUUGGGUCAGCAGCCUUGGAUGUUUUGGAGAUGAACAUUUCAUGUCGUCCUGAUUAAACUUUCACUCACAAAUUAUUUACAUGAUUUUCAUUCAUAGAGCAUUUAGCACUUCAUAAAGCAAUUAGUGAAAAAAAAUUCAUUAUUAAUGUUAUAAAUACACCUGUAGUGCAUUAGGCAGCUCACGUAGAUGAAAAAUGUUAUUACAUAAAAAAAUGGUUUGCAUUACUAGUUCAAUAGUCUCUGGUUAAGAUAAUUAUCCGUUUUUGUAUAACGUAGUAGGCAGGUGAUUUGUUUGUAUGUUUUGCUUAUUUCAACGAAUGUAUUUUGGUAUAAAGAUGAUAUAAUUACCUGAUCAGAUUUUACAUUUUCUUGAUUAAAUUGACUAAUUGGUGUUUUUGCCAUAUAUUAUUCAGAUUAUAUAUAUAUCUAUAUAGUAUAAAAGCUUAAGGAGUGAUAUUACAGAGGUAGUGUAGACAUAACAAUUUAAGGAAAACAACAUAAUAUUAAAUACCCAAGAAACCACGCACAUAAUUAAGUAAAAGAAAGAAAUCUUGCAUAAUUUUUCUUAAUUAUCAUCAAAAAGGGGUAACCUUCUUUCUAUGUUGAGCUAUGGCCCAUUCAGCUCGAGGCUGUAAGAAAUAUGCAACUGACAGAAGUAUUUUUAUGGUAAUAUGUCAAUAAAAUUCCAUCCUUGUUCUUUGUACUAUUUGGUGCAAAAGAAGUAAAAAAAAGCAUUAUUUUAAGCAUUUGAUGUCAUGUUAUUGAAUUCUUGAUAUUAUUGAAUAAAUCUGCUGUUGUAUGUUGUGAA
Lingula anatina is the source of this 1544-nucleotide messenger RNA. RefSeq names its product peroxiredoxin-6. NCBI's taxonomy places the organism in Eukaryota, Metazoa, Brachiopoda, Lingulata, Lingulida, Lingulidae. The record is from RefSeq and is a predicted model, not a curated record. Gene Ontology annotation, cellular component: mitochondrion; cytosol. Gene Ontology annotation, biological process: cell redox homeostasis; cellular oxidant detoxification. Gene Ontology annotation, molecular function: peroxiredoxin activity.